AAGAAGAAGAAGAAGAAGAAGCGCCGAAACGUUUCUACCAACAAUACAGAAGAAAACGAUUCAUCAUCGCAGAUGAAAACUGUUCUCUACACGAUACUCUUGUUCUGCGAGAGCAACAGCGGGCGCACGUUGUAAAGUUGUGGCUUUUGCAGAGGGAAUCUCACACGUGCCGUCAUUUGUUGGCGAUUCUCAGACCGACGUCUUCCACACAGACCCGAUGCGUUCCCGAAGAAACAAGAGAGUAGCUGGUGGCAGUGAUGCUGUUGUACAAAACAGAAGCAGAAAACGACGUAAAAUGAUUGGAAAAGACAAGGAAUGGUGCCUCUUCUGUUUUAAUGUGGGUGAGCGAUCCUUGUACAGUGUCCCAAAGUCAUGGGUGUCUUCGUUCAAGAACCUAAAGAAGCCUUUAGGUGGUGGGCGUUAUAAAUUAUUCUACAAGUGUUGGUGGCCAAAAGAAGACAGCAGUGAGGCUACUGCAUCCAAAAUGAAGAUGCUUGUAAGAAAUUGUUCGGAACCUGACUUUGACCAAUGGACACAACGCAGAGGCAAGCCAUUGGGAACAUUCCUGGAAUUAGAGAAGUGUGAGGCAGCACUUGCUAAACGAGAAGGUCUGUCUACAAGUGAAAGUGAAAAUAAUGGAGAGGAGUCCGCAGAGAUCUCGCCACCAGGGAGAGCUCAGGCAAGAAGCCAAGACGAUGUGGCUGAUCAGGAUAAUGAAACGGCAGGUUUGUCAUCUGCAAAAAGACCUGCACCUCAGCUUACGGCACAUCGUCGUUUGGCAAGUGUUUUUGCAGCAGAUGCACAGCUGUCCAAGAUUCCUCGUGUUGAAUUGACGCCAACAGAAGGACGUGGGAGCAUCAUGCAGAUGCUGGGCAUAUUGAUGGCAUGUUUAAUUGACUCAAGUUUGACCCCUUUAUAUUAUACAAUUAUAAAGGGGGGCUGUGGUGGUCUAGCACUAAUGCGCUGCUAAAACACUGGCUGUGUUGCUCUGGUCCCUGUGUCACAGUUUGAACAGUCCCCUUUUAUAUACUGCGCAUGUCAUUUCACACCGUCGGCAGCAAAUUUACAGAUUACUGCCUUGUUUCUGCUUAAAACGGACUUUAGAAUGAUUUAAGAGGUUUUACUUUGUCAUGGUAACAAAGUAAAACCUAUGAUGGUUAAUAAUCACAUUAUUCCCUUUGAUUGAUUUGGGUAUAGAAAGUCUGAGCGCUCCCCUGUCUUUUUUUUCUUUUAUGAAAUAAUGCUGAAUUUAUUUGGAAAUGAUUGUUGUACAAAAGCCUAGAUCUGUCGCUGAGAUGGAUGAUGACUGGAGUGCAGUUAUAAGCAGAAACAAUGUGAAAAUCUGUGAAUCACUGCUGGCGCUCCGAAAUGAAGUAUGCAAAAGGAGACCGCUUUUUAGCAACACCGAGUUCAAAGCCCGUGUUGUGCUGUGUGAUUUGCAGUAUGCGAACUAGGAGACUGUGCAACACUGUGUACGCUGCACAGCCUAACCCCUUUCCAGCUUGACUGGAGAGAUAUAUAUAUAUGAAUGAAUGAAUGAAAACUGUU
Messenger RNA from Thalassophryne amazonica, 1548 nucleotides. RefSeq lists its product as uncharacterized. The transcript has 5 exons. NCBI's taxonomy places the organism in Eukaryota, Metazoa, Chordata, Actinopteri, Batrachoidiformes, Batrachoididae. Bases 218 to 970 code for a protein of 250 amino acids. The record is from RefSeq and is a predicted model, not a curated record.